Messenger RNA from Erigeron canadensis, 3276 nucleotides. RefSeq lists its product as uncharacterized. The record is from RefSeq and is a predicted model, not a curated record. NCBI's taxonomy places the organism in Eukaryota, Viridiplantae, Streptophyta, Magnoliopsida, Asterales, Asteraceae. The transcript has 3 exons. Gene Ontology annotation, molecular function: nucleic acid binding; zinc ion binding. The coding region runs from base 1 to 3276 and encodes 1091 amino acids.
AUGGCACGUACAAAGAAAACAGCCCGUAAGAGUUCCGCAUGGAGGGACAUAAUCAUCCGUCGACAACUUAAAAGGGACGCCGCAGCUAACAAGGAAACCCCCGCUCAAGAACCAUCUCAGAAGCCUAGAGUUUCCUCUGAAAGCGAACCGUCAGAAGAUCCUAACUACUACUCCAAGACAGUUAUAAUCAUCGAUUCUGACAGCGAGCCGGAGGAAGAACCGGACUAUGAUUCUAAGGCAGACCCCGAAAGCGUUCAUAAGGGAAAGACAAUGGAGGCUACGAUAAAGGACAACAGAAGCUAUAGUCCUACUAGCUCAAAAAUGAAUAGAGGAGGAAGAAAUGGAGGACGUGGAGGUAGAGGUGGUGGUCGUGGUGGAAAUAAUGGGGUUAAUGAUGGAGAAGGUGAUGGUGGCAAUCCGGAUAUUGCAAACAUGAUCACUCAGCAAAUAGCUGCCGCUAUUCCUACUAUUGUUACUCAAAAUAACAACAUCAUUGGGGGCAAUAAUAAUGGAUGCACCUAUAGGGAGUUUCAAUAUUGUAAACCACCAGAUUUUGAUGGCAAGGGAGGAGCAUUGGCAGCCACUAGAUGGAUAGAGAAAAUGGAAGCUGUCAUGGAUAUUAGCAACUGUGCAGAGAAUCAAAAGGUGAGGUAUGCCGCAGCUUCACUGACUAAUAAAGCAUUGACAUGGUGGAACACUGAGAUACAAGCUAGGGGUAGAGUAGCAGCUGUGGGGAUGACAUGGGACGAGUUUAAGGAAUUACUACUGGAAGAAUUCUGUCCGAAAAAUGAAAUGCAGAAGUUGGAAAAUGAAUUUUGGAAUCAUUCAAUGGUAGGAGCCAAACAUGCCGCUUACACUGAUCGGUUUUAUGAGCUUGCCAAACUAGUACCUCACCUUGUUAGACCUGAAUCAAAUAGGAUCCAGAGGUACAUCUAUGGUCUUGUUCCCCAAAUUCGUGGGCUUGUGUCAGCAACUGAGCCAACCACGAUUCAAAGUGCUAUUCAGAAAGCAGGAUCUUUAACGGAUGAAAUGGUGAGAAAUGGGUCAUUGUCUAAGGUUAAUGAGAAAAGGAAGGAUGGUACUGAGACAAGUAGGUCAAAGAAUACUGAUGGAAAUAACAAGAAGGCAAAAAUGGCAACAGGGUUGAUGGCAACGGAUGCGACUAAGAUCGGAUAUACGGGUUCUGCUCCAAAGUGUACAAAAUGUCAAUUCCAUCAUUUCCAAAAUUCACCUUGCCGUUUGUGUACAAACUGCAACCGAUUUGGACACCUUGCUAGAGACUGUCGAGUGGGAGUCAAGCAGGUGGCUCCGGUGAAUGCUGUUAACCCGAUAAAUAACCGUGGAACGUGCUAUGAGUGCGGUAGUCAUAACCAUUACCGCAACACGUGUCCAAAUUUGAACCGAGCAUGGGGUCAGAGGGGUAAUAAUCCAAAUCAAGUACUAGCUAUUGGUGGAACUCAGAAUCAAGGAAAUAAUCAGGGACAAAGAGCUAACAAUCAGAAUCAAGUGGUAGCUAAUGGAGGGAAUCGGAAUCAAGGGAAUAAUGCCAACCAAGCCCGUGGUAGAGCUUUUGUCAUGGUAGCAAAUGAAGCUCGUCAAGAUCCAAAUAUUGUGACGGGUACGUUUUCCUUAAACAAUCACCUUGCUACAGUAUUAUUCGACUCUGGUGCUGAGUACAGUUUUGUUUCUAUUAAGUUUAUGCCACUCCUAGAUAGAGAACCCAAAAUAUUGAAUACUUAUUUCUUGGUUGAGGUAGCUAAUGGAAAAUUUGAUAGAGUUGAUAGAAUCAUUAAUGAUUGUACCUUAGAAAUAGAAGGUCAUCUGUUCAGUGUUAACCUUCUGCCUUUCUCGUUAAGGAGUUUUGACGUAGUUAUUGGUAUGGAUUGGCUAUCGAAGCAUAGAGCCGAGAUAAUUUGCUAUGAGAAGGUGGUCCGUAUACCGCUAGGAAAUAGUGAAAUGCUACUCAUAUAUGGGGAGCGGGUGGAGGAAAAUCAGAAGCACCUCAUGGGCAUUCAGGCUAACGAGAAGAAACUCGAAGAUAUUCCUAUCGUACGGGAUUUUCCACAAGUUUUUCCCGAAGAUCUAACAGGAUUACCUCCUGUAAGACAAGUUGAAUUCCGUAUAGAUCUUAUUCCGGGAGCGACGCCAGUCGCCAAAGCUCCAUACCGUUUAGCACCUACCGAAAUGCAAGAACUGUCUAAUCAACUCCAAGAGCUCCAAGAAAAAGGCUUCAUCAGACCUAGUCAUUCGCCUUGGGGAGCACCAGUAUUGUUUGUCAAGAAGAAAGAUGGUUCGUUUCGUAUGUGCAUCGAUUACCGGGAGUUGAACAAACUGACAGUUAAGAAUCGUUACCCUCUUCCUAGAAUCGACGACUUAUUCGAUCAACUUCAAGGUGCGAAGUUCUUCUCGAAAAUAGACCUUCGGUCCGGAUAUCAUCAACUCAGAGUUAAUGAAGCAGAUAUUCCAAAAACAGCAUUCAGGACUCGAUAUGGACAUUUUGAGUUCUUAGUCAUGCCUUUCGGUUUGACUAAUGCACCCGCAGUUUUCAUGGAUUUGAUGAACCGUGUAUGCAAACCCUAUCUCGAUAAGUUUGUUAUUGUAUUCAUUGAUGACAUUUUAAUCUAUUCGAAGUCUAAGGAAGAACAUGAAUCUCACUUGAAAAUGAUUCUUGAACUACUUUGGAAAGAGAGAUUGUUUGCUAAGUUUUCGAAGUGCGACUUUUGGUUACAAGAAGUUCAUUUCCUUGGGCAUGUAGUGAAUAGUGAAGGAAUCCAUGUUGACCCCAGUAAGAUCGAAGCAGUAAAAGAUUGGAAGACUCCUACGACGCCAUCAGAGAUUCGUUCAUUUCUAGGCUUGGCCGGGUAUUAUCGACGAUUCAUCGCUAACUUCUCGAAAAUCGCUCAACCACUUACUCAGUUAACCCAGAAGGAUAAGAAGUUUGAUUGGGGAGAUAAGCAAGAAAAGGCAUUCCAAACACUGAAAGAAAAUCUAUGUAACGCUCCUAUUCUUACCCUCCCCGAUGGUCCGGACGAUUUUGUAGUUUAUUGUGAUGCUUCAAAUCAAGGCUUGGGAUGUGUACUAAUGCAAAGGGGUAAAGUGAUUGCUUAUGCCUCUCGGCAACUCAAAAUUCAUGAGAAAAACUACACCACCCAUGACUUGGAGCUUGGUGCAGUGGUUUUUGCACUCAAAUGUUGGAGGCACUAUCUCUAUGGGACGAAAAGUGUGAUCUACACCGAUCACAAGAGUCUCCAACAUAUUUUCGAUCAAAAGAGUUGA